This is a messenger RNA of Acytostelium subglobosum LB1, 2361 nucleotides long. RefSeq lists its product as hypothetical. Gene Ontology annotation, molecular function: UFM1 ligase activity. The record is from RefSeq and is a predicted model, not a curated record. The transcript has 7 exons. NCBI's taxonomy places the organism in Eukaryota, Evosea, Eumycetozoa, Acytosteliales, Acytosteliaceae. Gene Ontology annotation, biological process: regulation of proteasomal ubiquitin-dependent protein catabolic process; response to endoplasmic reticulum stress; protein K69-linked ufmylation. The coding region runs from base 1 to 2361 and encodes 786 amino acids. Gene Ontology annotation, cellular component: endoplasmic reticulum membrane.
AUGGAUGAACUGGAAGUAUUGAGACAGAGACUGUACUCUGUGCAGAAGGAACAGAGUGCUCAGAAACUGUCCGAGCGUAAUUGUAUUGAGAUCAUAUCAAAGAUGUUGGAAUUGAAGAUGAUUACAAUCAUUCAUACUACAAGUGGAAAGGAGUUUAUAACUCCCAAGCAGUUGGAGCUUGAGAUUAGGGAUGAGAUCAUGCGAUCGGGUGGCCGUGUCGUGGUCAGCGACCUGCAGUCGUUGCUCAACGUCGACAUUAGCUACAUCCAGGAGAAGGUCAACUUCAUCGUGUCGCGUGACCGCUCCAUGAAGCUCUACUAUGGUGAGAUCAUGACUCGCUACUACCUCGACUCGGUCGUCGAGGAGAUUCACGAGACACUGCAGGAGGAGGGUCGUCUGGACAUCAACGACCUGUCAUUGCGCUUCAACCUCAACAGCGAGAUCCUGACCGAGGCUGUCAACACACGACUUGGCAAGUUGAUCAUUGGAGUCUUUGACAAUGACAUCCUCUACACUCAGGCUCACGUCGAUCGACACAAGGCACGCGUGCGUGGACUGUUCAGCUCUGUCACCAAACCAACCAACAUUGCCGCACUUUGCAAGCAAUAUCAGAUGAAUGAGCGACUCUUUAGACAGCAAUUGACAGAGUUGAUCCAGGAGAAGAGGAUCAAUGGACAGGUGCAAGGAAAGGGCACACAGACAGAGUAUAUACCAACUGUGUUUAAUCAAGCGCGUACACUCUGGAUUGAUAACUUCUACAAGCAGAACUCAUACGUACCUUAUAGCACAUUGACCAAGUUGGACAUCCCCGAUGCAAUGGCCUAUUUGAAGAACACCUACACCAAUGGAGUGCCAUUGUCAUCAUGCUUCAUCAACGAAUACAUUGUCAACAAUGUAGAGUCGUCCAUUGAGGAGAUCAUUGCCAGCACUGGUUGGAUGGAUAUCUCGUCAUUAGUACCAUCAUCACUAUCAAACAGGGACAUUGCGAUGGUGAUUGAGAGUUGUCCAACGAUGAAGGUGAAGGAGAGUCCACAUGCAAUCGUAUUGAAUGAUUACUUCAUCGUCAGUCAAGCAUUUGUCGAUCGUUGUUUCACUUUGUUGGAGAAGAUGAUCGAGGCCAAGGUUGAGAAGCAGGCCAUUCUCUUGGAUAGCAUUGUAACCAGUCAGUCAACGACUGCCACCUCGACAGACACCAAGAAGCAGGCGUCCAGGGAUGACCUCACAUCCUCUGGUAGUGGCAAGGGCAAGGGAGGUGGCGGUGGCAGUGGCGGAAAGAAGUCAAAGCAACAAGAGGAACAGGAGCAGGAUGACAAGCCAACAAAGCAGAGCGGCAAGGGUGGCAAGAAGGGUGGCAACAAGAAAGGAAGGAGGGGAGAUGAUAGCGAUGAUGAGGAUGACUAUAACCCAUCACCAAAGCAGUCAACAGCCACAUCAAAGAAGCAACAGACAAAGCAAGUUGAUCAUCUGCCAGAGAUCAUUCAGAUAUUGACAAAGUCUUAUGAGAACAUGGAGGUGGAGCUGAUCCAAUCGUUGGCACAAUAUCUGCGUCCGCGUGUCAAUCAGAUCUGGGAGACAUUGGUCAAGGAGGCAAAGGAGAAGCUGGAGACAGAGACAAUCAAGCAGAGAAAGGGCAAGCAGCAGGAGUUGUCCUCAGCCUUCAACUCGAUGUAUCAGAAUCUAUUGUUGUUCAAGAAGGGAAUGGAGGAGUUGGACGCUGACAACUCAGCAAUGCACAAGCAUCUGCUAAAGACCGUCUGCACCAACCUCACCAACAUCCUCCUCGAACUCAAUGCUUCCUACCAUCUCCUCGAGAACACUGCCAGCGACACACCAGCUCAAAGAACCGCGAUCAUAUCCUCACUCCCCUCAGCCAUUGGAAAGAACAUGGACAAAUUACUCCAAUCAUUGAACAAAUCAAGCAUCAAGGACUACAUGGACACUCUGGAUACUGUAUGUGAGCAAUCACAAAUACAUUUGAAGCCACUUGAUAAGAAGUCAGAGAAAGCAUUGUUGGAAUCACAUCAAGCAGACCUCUAUGCACAGGCACAGAAUGAUCCAGACAUGGGCAAUCAGUUCCAAGCCAUCGUAUUGCUGUUCUACAUCAAGUACAGGAAGAAUCUAGUACAUGUCUCACCUCGUUCCAUUGGUACCCUGGUUCAAACUCUAACAGAAGACGAAUCGAUUGCUGACAAGGAUACUCUAAAGACCCUCUCCGAUGCCCAACAGGAUGUUGUCAAAUUCAUCAUCAAUAAGUCGGAGAAUGCUAAUGACGAGGAGUCCUUGAAGAAGAAGUUAGAGAUCCUUAAGAAUGUGUUGCAUGUACCAACAUCCUCUUCAUCAACAACAACAACUUCAUCAUAA